CCCUAUGUGACCCCACUCCCAAGUCCCCAAAACCAAACACACCCCUUUUGGCUCCCACCGUACGGUGACUUCUUUUAUGCGCCGAUAACAAACAUCUCCGACUACGACUUCUCCGAUCUCUGUCUCCGGACGUCUCUGCUGCAAGCUACACUGACAUCAUCAUCGUCUUUCACUUAUCACCUGCACCAAUCACCGGCAUACCCUACUCCUAAUUUGGGGCUUCGGAUUUUCAAGGCUUAGGGUUUUAAGUUUUGUGUCUCAUCUUCCUGGAAGGUCAAAUGAGUAGCUCUAGGGAGACCUCACCAGAUUGGCUUCGUUGUUUCCAGGCACCAACUCAAUCAGCUCUAUCAUUGUCGUUGGCCUCCCAGUCUCCUCCAGAGGACAACACUGUAAGCGAGGAUGAGGAUAGUUUGAGUAUCAAAAAAUUAAUCCAGAAAGAAACAUCUCAUUCUUCUGAGAAAAACAACUCCCAAGACACUGGGGAGUCUCCAGUUAAUAAUACUCUAAAAGCAAAGUCCCGCAGCAAGAGUAAAAAUAAGAAAGCAGAUCUCACACCUUCAAAAAAGAGGAAAAGAGACAAAGAAGGGAAUGGGGUUGAUGGGGAAGUUGCAAAGAAAGAGACGUCUGUGAAGACUACAAAACCUCAUGAAACAAAGCAUCCAGUUUGGACAUUGUCAUCAGAUUCUGAAUCUUCUCCUGAUACCAUCUCUGUAAGGGAGCACAACUCACAUCAUGAGGAAUUAUCUGCACAUGAGAUUGGUGGACAGUCUUCACUUAAGGAGGCCUCUAAAGUGAAAUCUCCUAAAAAACAGCUCAAAACAGAGGAUCAUAUACCCAAAAAAAGGCAGAAAUUAAGCAGCCAUAUGAACAAAGAAGGUAAUGAUGGUGAAAUGGAGCUUGUGGAAGAUGAAAUAACCGAGAAGCAUAUUGGACCUUCUGUUUCCUCUUCAAGGCUACCUUUGGUGCUGUCUGAGAAAGUGCAGCGCUCAAAGGCACUUGUGGAGUGUGAAGGUGAAUCCGUAGAUUUGAGUGGCGAUGUGGGUGCUGUUGGACGGAUAAUUAUUUCAGAUAACCAAUCAGGGAACCAGGAAAUGCUCUUAGAUUUGAAAGGAACCAUAUACAAAACUACCAUUGUUCCUUCGAGGACAUUCUGUGUUGUACGUCAUUAAUCUCCAAAUUUUGACCCUAGACAUUAGUAGCCUGAAACUAUGUGACUGGCAUAAGAAGCGUGCUAGAAAACUCUAGAUUCACUCUUCUCUCUCUGUGUAUUAUGUACAACACACUCAUAAUUUCUAUGUCCUGAAUGACUUGAUCUCUAUGAUAUAACAUGUUUUGGUUCAUUGUUCAGGUUAGCUUUGGUCAGUCAGAAGCAAAGGUUUGUUGGCUAAAUACUUGUUUUCUCUUCCAUUUUUAGCUUUGAUGCAUCUUUUGUUCCCCUUCCCACUCUCCCUCUCCCUCUUCCACAUUCAUACUUCUUCUCAUAUGAUUGCUUCUCCAAUUCAUGAUUUUCUGAUCCUCUUGUUGCUGCUUUUAUUAUCUUAAUGUGGUUUAGAAAUGAACAAAAAAAAUGUGGGAGAAGAACCAAGAACCACGAACCAUGACUUUAUUUGAUUUACUUACUCAGCAUCGUACAUUUUUCUGAUUAGGUAGAGGCUAUCAUGAAUGACUUUAUUCAGCUGAAACCACAGUCUAAUGUCUAUGAGGCUGAAACCAUGGUGGAAGGAACACUGGAUGGAUUCUCAUUUGAUUCAGAAGAUGAGGCUGACAAGAUGCCUAAAGUCGUUACUCAUCAAACUGACCAGAAUGAGGAAGCUGAGAAGCAAUCCAAUGGAAAACCUAGAAAAAAAGCCGAGAAAACCUCGGGGGCAGCACGGAAAAAGGGGAAAACUGCUGGAGGGAAGUCGCAGAAGAAAGUAAAAAGGAAACCUCAAGUUUCAAGGAAAGGGAAGACAAAGAAAUGAGAGAUGAACGUAUAUUAUGCUUUUUUUUUUAAAAAAAAAAAAAUUCCUCAAUUUUGUUUUAUUUUGCUAUUUUUAUGUAUUCUAACCGAACCAGCAAAUCUCAAAACGGCUGACAGCAGUUUUCAUAGGUAGGGACGAACUAGAGAAACCACUGGAUUACUGUCUAGUGAAAAUUGUUGUAAUAGAGGUGCGUUUUGUG
Molecule: messenger RNA, 2160 nt
Organism: Ilex paraguariensis (yerba mate)
Lineage: Eukaryota; Viridiplantae; Streptophyta; Magnoliopsida; Aquifoliales; Aquifoliaceae
Source: the annotation of a GenBank genome assembly